This is a messenger RNA of Haemonchus placei, 1174 nucleotides long. The record is from the annotation of a GenBank genome assembly. NCBI's taxonomy places the organism in Eukaryota, Metazoa, Nematoda, Chromadorea, Rhabditida, Trichostrongylidae.
CCCCCCCUCCUUUUACAGGGGCCCAGGGCCGUAAGUUCUGAUGGUUCGAGAAUGGCAGCAUAUCGAAAUACAAGCGAAUAAAUAUGGAAAUCAAGCAAAUCCCAGAAAUAAGUGGCAAAUAGAGGUUCCAAUGCUAUGUACCUGCUCAAAUCGUUGUUGUGGUACUCCUUGUUGUUGGUUCGUAGCGGCCUUAGUAAAUUGCUGAGCUUGUGAAUCAAUCGACGGUUGGAACGGUUGUUGUUGCUGUUGUGGUUGACCGAUUUUUGCUGGUGGAGGGAUUUCCGGGCGUUGUAGUGGAAGGUGCAGUUGUGGGAGUCCAUUUUGCUGUUGUGGGAACAGCUGAUGUUGUUGGGAUCCCUGUUGUUGUUGUUGGGAGAAGUGCUGAUGUGGGAGUUCAUGCUGCUGCAAAGCUCCUUGUUGCUGUUGGAACUGCUGCCCCUGUUGCUGUACUUGUUGGUGAUGUGGGAAUGGCUGUUGGAAUGGUUGUUGAGGAAGCUGCGUCUGACUAGGUUGAACUUGCUGCCCUUGAGUUUGACCCUGCUGAGUGAACUGGUGCUGACCAAAGGGAUGUUGGUAUUGAGCUGGCGCCACUUGUUGUUGUACAAAUUGCUGCUGUCCGAAUUGCUGUUGCUGCUGUGGCUGUACCUGUGGUUGUUGAACUUGCCCGAACUGUUGGAAUUGUUGGAAUUGCUGCUGUUGACCGAACUGCGGCUGCUCUGAGUGGCCAUACUGCUGUUGUGGCUGGCCAGAUGGUUGGAAGAGAUGUGAGUGGAUGGUCGGAUGAGGUGGGAAGGUAAACUGUGAGUGCGCUGGUGAUGCAGGCAGUGCAGAAGUCUGUGGAAGCUGUGAUUGAGCUGCAAACUGCUGCUGUGGCUGUGGCUCUGGUUGGGGAAUCUGACUGCCCUGAGGCUGUGGAAUUUGUGGGAUUGUCUGAGAUCCAAAUGGUAGAAGGCUAGACUCUGUGUGAGGCUGCGGAAGUUGAGGUGGGGUUUGUGAGCCAAAUGGCUGAGCAGAUUGUCCGGUCUCGGUUUGUUGUGGGAGAAGAGUAGGAGCCUGAGAGCCAAAAGGCAGAGACGGAGAAUAGGGUGGAAACGUUGGAUGUGUGGGGAAAGUAAAUGGCGCAAAGGUGGGAUGAGUAGGGAAUGUGAAUGGCGCUAUCGUAGGAUGUGUUGGC